AUGUACGAGGAUCUUUUGUACAAACAAGAACUAUUUUGGGCACAAAGAGCUAAAGACAAUUGGAUCAGGUUCGGAGAUCGAAACACUACGUAUUUUCAUGCAAAGGCUUCGCAGAGAAAGAAGAGGAAUGCCAUCACCAUGCUAAAGAACAAUUCGGGAUUCGUGCUCACUGAUCAAUCUGAAAUUCGGGAGCAUAUUACCCAACACUUUAAUCAUUGCUAUUCUUUACCACAUUUUUGUGAUACCUCUGCUUCAAAAUGGAGUACUUUUGACUGCUUUCUCCCUACUAUCUCCUCUACUAAUGCAGCACAGUUAAUAGCGCCUCCCCAACUCUCCGAGUUGCGGGAUGCGCUAUUUAGUAUGAAGCCUGAUAAAUCACCCGGCCCAGAUGGGUUUUCUCUUCGCUUUUUCCAAACCCAUUGGGAUCUGGUACACACUGACCUAUUUUCAUUAGUGCAGGCUUUCUUCAGUGGAAAAGAUGUCCCCACAAGUAUUAAUAAGACAUCCAUUGUUCUUAUUCCAAAGAAAGAUCACCCCGAGCAUAUUACUGAUUUCAGGCCAAUUAGUUUAUGCAACGUCACAUACAAGUGUCUGGCAAAGAUCCUUGUUAACCGACUAAAGGCGAUCCUUCCUGAUCUCAUAGCUCCGGAGCAAUCUGCCUUCGUCCUAGUUUUAGUUAAUGGUGAGGAUUCUAACUGGUUCAAACCGACUAGAGGCCUAUGGCAAGGAUGUCCACUUUCCCCUUACUUAUUCAUCUUAGCCAUCAAUGCUUUAUCUGCUAUGUUCAAGGCAGCCACUGUGGAAAAUUCGUUAGAAGGGAUUCGUCUUGGAACUGGGGGACCAAUUCUAACUCAUGUUCUGUACGCCGAUGAUCUAUUUGUUUUCUCAAAAGCAACCAACAAUGAUAUUCGUGCCCUUAAGAUGCUUCUUCUUACUUUUUGUGAAUUACCUGGGGACGAGAUUAACUAUUCUAAAUCGGCAAUUAUUUUCAAUCGACGCAUGAGCGAGGUACAACGAGAUGCUAUUCGACUGGAGCUAAAUAUAAAUGAUGCACCCUUGCAAGGCAAGUAUCUAGGGAACCCCCUUUUUCUUGAAAGAAGCCUUACUAAUACUUUCGAGUUUGUUAUUAAUCGCUUGCAAAAGAGAUUAACAGGUUGGAAAGCUAAAAGUCUCUCCCAUGCUGGAAGACUAACUCUCAUCCAAUCCGUUUUACUUGCUAUACCACGCUUUUAUCUCAGUUUUAUUAUUCUCCCGGCCAAGUUCAUUCACAAGAUUGAACGUGUUAUUAGAGACUUUUGGUGGGGGUUUGAUGACUCAAAUAGGCAUUUAUACCUGCAGGCGUGGUCAAAACUCACGAGAGAUCGGAAAGAUGGAGGAUUGGGAAUUCCUUCUCUAGAAGUACUCAACAGAGCGCUUGUUACUAAAUUGGUUUGGAGUUUUCUACACUGUCCUAAUUCCCUGUGGGCGAAAGCUAUCAGACACAAAUACCUAGUGCAGGAUUUUUGGACAGCAAUAGCUAGAUCGAAUGCCUCUCAGAUUUGGAAAUCUAUGCUGAGUAUGAGACAUGUUCUACACGGGGCAUUUGAACAAAUGGGGGAGCAUACUCGGUGGAGGGCUACAUCUACAGGACGUUUCACCCUAAGCUCGGCGAUUUCGUAUUUGAACCGACAGCAAUCUUCAAGUUUGAAUCAUGGGAUUAGUGCAAGAACACAAGGUAUCUGUUUUAAAAUUUGGAAGCUCAAGGAAGUUAUGCCGCGGGUUAAAUUAUUCAUUUGGCGUGCUGUUGUGGAUGCUCUUCCAGUGGGCCCCAAGCUUGCGGAGCGUAUACCUCAUUUCGGAGACUCUUGCCCACUGUGCCAGGAGCAGUCUGAGACGAGGGAUCAUUUGUUCUUUCAUUGUCUAUUAAGUCAGCAAGUGUGGUUUGCCUCGCAGGUUAGUCUGCGCACUGCACAGUCUUCACUGACUUUCAUAGAGUGGUUGGAUGCACUCAUUAACAAUGAACGAUUUUACGAGAUUCGGGCAUAUUGCAUGCAUGUGUUGUGGUCCAUUUGGAAGGCACGAAAUGAUUAUAUUUUUCAGCACAAGAAAUUUUCAUGUUCGGAAGUUUUGAGGAAUGCGAGAAUGUGGACGAAGCUCUAUAGCAAAGCUCACCUUCAGCCUCUCCAUAUUCCUGAUCCGGCGACUAUCAAUUCUUUUUCACCACCAAAUACCAUCUGUUGGGUGGAUGGUGCUUGGAAGGAAAAUCGCUCGGGUGGAAUUGGAUAUUUAGUCGUAGAAGGGGAUGUGGACGUUUAUUGUUGCGCAGCACCUUCCAUCGAUUCAGAAACUGCUCUUGCUGCAGAGAUACAAGCUUGGUAUGAGGCAGUUAAGUGGCUUCUAAAUAAUCGGCCUAAUAUCAAGUGCUCAAUUUACACAGAUUCGACUGCUAUCAUUCGUUCCUGUUUGUUUAAGGACCAGCAUAACCCAUUUUCACUACAAGAAUUAGAGCGUAUUGCUUGGCUUCGACGCCUUUUGGAGUCCAACAAUAAUAUUCUUAUAGGGUGGUCGUCUAGAUAUAGUUCUUUUUCACAACAUGUUGAUAAAUUAGCUAAAUGGUGCCUUGGUUCCCAGGUAGCUUCUAGUUGGUCUUCUUUCACAGAGUUUGAGAAGUUUGUAACUCCUUAUCAUAUGGAAUAA
Molecule: messenger RNA, 2676 nt
Organism: Ananas comosus (pineapple)
Lineage: Eukaryota; Viridiplantae; Streptophyta; Magnoliopsida; Poales; Bromeliaceae
Exons: 2
Coding region: 1-2676 (891 amino acids)
Molecular function (GO): nucleic acid binding
Source: RefSeq, a predicted model, not a curated record